Messenger RNA from Bicyclus anynana (squinting bush brown), 7068 nucleotides. RefSeq names its product myocyte-specific enhancer factor 2 (gene Mef2). Lineage: Eukaryota; Metazoa; Arthropoda; Insecta; Lepidoptera; Nymphalidae. Gene Ontology annotation, biological process: cell differentiation; positive regulation of transcription by RNA polymerase II. The coding region runs from base 325 to 1566 and encodes 413 amino acids. Gene Ontology annotation, molecular function: DNA-binding transcription factor activity, RNA polymerase II-specific; RNA polymerase II cis-regulatory region sequence-specific DNA binding; histone deacetylase binding. The transcript is spliced from 9 exons. The record is from RefSeq and is a predicted model, not a curated record.
CGGCCGCAGUCCUAGCCGCCGCGCCUUCGUACGAGCCGUGUGUAGCUGCCGAUCUCCUCCCCCGCACCCCGCCGCCGUUUCGCCCGCAUUCUAGUCGUGGGUGUCGCGCCGUGCAGUCCUCGCGUGUGCCGCCGAACUCAGUGCGCCGUUUGUGAGUGCUAUAGUUCCCGCUCGAGUGUCAGUGUGACGGAGAAACCUGAGAUUCGCCGCGGAGGAUGUUAACAGCGCACGAUAGCAGCUGUUGACGUCCGAAGUAGCAGCCCGCCGCUCGGCCACUCUUAUUCUCCCCCCGCUCCUCACACCCUCUCCAAGAUUGCUGCCACCAUGGGACGGAAGAAAAUACAAAUAUCACGGAUCACGGAUGAACGGAAUCGACAGGUGACAUUCAACAAGCGCAAAUUCGGGGUGAUGAAGAAAGCUUACGAGUUGAGCGUGCUCUGCGACUGCGAGAUCGCCCUCAUCAUCUUCAGCUCCAACAACAAACUCUACCAGUAUGCCAGCACGGAUAUGGAUAAGGUGUUACUGAAAUACACGGAAUACAACGAACCGCAUGAGUCCCUCACCAACCGGAACAUCAUCGAGGCACUAACGAAGAAAGAGCAUAAGAACGGAGUGAUGUCCCCGGACAGUCCGGAGGCUGAGCCGGAGUACAACCUGACACCGCGGACCGAGGCCAAGUAUUCAAAGAUCGAUGAGGAAUUCCAAAUGAUGAUGCAGCGUAACCAAAUGAACGGCAGCAGAGUGGGGGUGGGAGUGACCGGGAGCAACUACAACUUGCCAGUGAGCGUGCCGGUGGGGAGUUACGACCAGUCGCUGCUGCAAGCUAGUCCACAGAUGCACACUUCUAUCAGUCCACGGCCCUCGUCUUCGGAAACCGAUUCAGUUUACCCCAGCGGCGGAAUGCUAGAGAUGUCCAACGGCUACCCCGGGUCCGGCUCGCCGCUGGGCGCCGGCUGCACCCCGUCGCCCUCCCCCGGCCCCGCACCCUCCCCCCACCGACACCCGCACAAGUCUCACGCACACGCCCCGCCACCGCACCACUCACCCCGGAACAACUUGCGCGUAGUCAUACCCAGUUCAAUGCCACCGCCUCAGGACGAUAUAUCAUAUGCUGGAGAGACACCACUAAGCUACUCAGGACUCGGCAACUUCGGCGGACCCCAGGACUUCAGCAUGAGCUCGGACAUCGGCAUCGGCCUGUCUUGGGGCGCGCACCAGCUGCAGACUCUACAGCACAACAGGUACAUUUCACCUUACAGUAGCAGCCUACCAGUGUUGGGCGGUGGGACGCCGCCGCCCGCCGGCUCGCCCAGCAACGUGAAAAUUAAAGCGGAACCUGUUUCACCGCCUCGAGGCUCUGAUCAUAUGCACCGACCCCCGCCCGCGCCUCAGCCCGCGCACUUAUCCGGUGCCAUUGAUGGUAAGUACGUUUAUUUUUCAGGAUCAGUAACGUCAAGUAACAUGGGCUCGCCGGCCGGGCAGGACAUGAGGCAUGCAAACACCGUCCCACUAGACUACGAGCAGCCCCACACCAAGCGGCCGCGAAUCGACGGCUGGGCCACAUAGCUAGGCUAUGAGGCCUUCGGUUCCUACCCGAGGCCCCUGCACCCGCACUGCUAGACGGCCAGACAGCCGGCCCGCACCUCCAGGCCCCAACGUGGCUGCGAACUCCUCCACCGAGCUUUCUGUACUAUACCGUCCUGGUCUACACAAAAUGCUCUUUUCCUCAGAGCCAAGAGAAUAUCUAGGUAACAGAAUUUUUAUGAAAGGUGCUUUUUUAAAACAUGGCACGGUGUUUAUGUUGUAUUUAAUGGAUGAAUGGUAACAUGGGAAAAGGGCAUAUUAGUGCUAAUGAAACGCUCCCUACAAAUGCUUCGUUUCCCUUAGAUGUUGACUAAAUGUUCAUUAUUCACAGUACUUCUAUGAUACGUAAUUAAACAAUAUAAUAUUGCACUUAUAAGUACACUAAAGAUUAAGGGUUAAUGUUUAAAAUUAAGUACAAUAUUUUAUAAUGUUAGAUGCAAACCUGAUCAAUUUUUAAACGUAUCUAUGGAGUUGUAGAUAGAUUUAAAUUACCCUUGUAUAUAGCGACGUUAUAUGUGCAAUCCGUGCCAUUGUCUAUUUAGCUUAUAGUGCAUUAGUGUUACGUGCAAGUUGUUCUGAAGUUUGGUGCGUGGACUGUAAAAAAGCAGCCGGAGGAAAGUGUGCAUUAUGGAACACAAGAAAUAGUGCAAGUGCGUUUUUAAGACUAUAACAAAAAUGACUGUUGACUUUGUGUUAGUGUUUUAAAGUUUUUUGUGCCAUUUUAAAAUACCUAUCAUUAGUGUGACAUCCGAACUUUGAAUCUUUGUAAAUUAAGUAAGCGUAGCGACAUCACAGAAGAUAAUAAGUUAUGUAUUGGAUAUUGUACUUUAUCUAUUGACAUAUUUAUACAUGAAAAUCAUAAUAAUAUUUACAUAAUAUGUAUACACGUCCCGUUAGGAACGAAUGUUAUGUAAUGUAAGUAGGUAAUGUUAGCUAGAGACGACUAUAUAAAGAUACCACACGAAGCUUUAAAAUUCUUAUGAUAACACUCGCACUCUAAGCAGUCUUGUAAGUAAAGAAAAAAACACGAUUUGCAUUAUAAUUUAGGACUCUCAACAUUCUACAAGUCAUCGUUGGCUAAUGUAAUUUUAUAAACACAGAGUAAAAUAAAUCACUGAAAUUUAAUAAAUAAGCACGUGCGGGCGUUUCUAUUUUUCCCAGACCAAAAAAUAAAGUCAAUUUUGAAUAUCAUAAAUUGUAAAACAGUACUUCUAAAGUACCCACAAUUAGUAAUUAUAAUAAAUUAGUCGCUAUACCUAAUUAAUUGGUUACUAGAAAAUUGAUGAAGCUUGUUAUUAGUGAAUUUUUAUUUUGUUAAUGUGAUCUGAAGAAUGCAUUAAAAUCCCGUUUGCAUCAAAUGUAACCAUUGGAAAAUAACUAAUAUAAUAUAUUGUAAAUUAUUUAAGCUUUAAUCAUACACAGAAAUAUAAUAUUUAUCACUAAAUAUCAUAUUUUCGUAAAGCACUAUAAAAUCACAUGCCGCCCUAUUUUAGAUAGUAAUGUAUUUUCAUAAUAUAAUGAAUAAAUAUAUCAUGCCAUAUGUCAUGAAGUUCUCAAAGAAAAUAUUGUCAUAUUCAAAUAUAAAUAUUCAAAAUGUCACUCAUUCUCCAUAUUUUUUAUGUUACCUAUACCAUCCAUUCAAAUAAAGUUCCUUAACUGUCGUUGAAAUUAAUUGAUUUGUUGACUUUAUUCAAAAUAUUUUUGCAAUGAGCCACGUAAGUAAAAACUAAAAAAAUAAUUGAAUACAUUUAGUCGUGUAUUCAUUCAAAUUAAAUAAUGUACAAAAAGUGCUUCACAAUGCAAUCAUAAAUAUUUUUGCCAAUGAAGUAGCAUUUACGUAAACUGAGUUAGAUCUUUUGCUUUCACCGAGUUUCACCUUCUGGACCACCGCUAUAUCUGAGUGUAUACAAUAUUUCGUCUUCACUUUCUUCAAAAACUGCAUUUAAGUUAAAGUUAACUUUUGAGAGCAUUGCAGAGAUCUGGUAAAACCUGAUCCACGACUAUCGUAUUCGAAAUCUGAUAUAUGAUUGAAUAAUAAUAUAAUAAAUACAUUUACACGAGUUCCUAAAAUAAAUUCAGAUAUUGUAACACAAGGUACAGAAAUACAUAAAAUAUAUUUUAAAUAGCAAGUUGUUGUAAUAUCUAUACUUACCUAUAUUUUCAUAAAUUGUUAUUAUCCUCAGUAAACUGAACACUAUUAUCAUACUACGUUACGUAGGACAGUUUAAACAAAUUUAAUUUGUCAAUAGUCUAAUCCGAUAUGAAUAGUCCAACAGUAAAUAAACCACAACUGCAUAAAAACCAACAAUAUUCGAGUCGAGAAUCUAAAAUUUUGUAAAACACGAAUAGAUCACAAACAAAACGACACUUACAGAAACCCAAAUCCCGAGUAAUCUUAUAAUAAACAUUUGUAUACUAAACUUAUUCAAGUAUUAGGUAACCUCUCUCCCCUCAUAUCUUCUCACUGUAGAUGCCUUACUCACAGUGCCUAAAUGUACCAUAAUUAUACCAAAUUUGUAUCAUACAUAUAAAUUUUUUGCAUCAAUAUUUUCACACCCUAAUAUUUUUAAGUAUUUACAAACUAUAAAAUAUAUAUUAUGAACAAAACCUAUAAAACUUGCAAAUGAAAAACUGAAGCCCUAAUCAGCAGUGUUUCAUUUGUAGGAACCCAAACAUUGUAUAGAAUAUGUACAGCUGAUAAUUACCUCUAGUUAUUAGUCGGUGCGUGAUCGUAUGCACUUGAAUCGUUGGAUAUAUGUAGAUGUUUAGCAUAAAAUGUAAUGGAAAAUGUUACUGAUUAAUGUAAAACGAGCACUGUAGUUAAAGAAACAAAAUUAUGUAAUCCUUCAAGUCACAGUAACAAAAUGAUGGAUGUAUAUUUGUUAAAAUUUGUACAGGGAGGUAACCAAUUCGAAGUUCAAAAGUCUGAACGGUUAAGAAAAUGUAUUUUCGCAUUGUAAAAUAUUAUACACAAAUAGUAAUGUAAUACGAAUUAAUAUUUUAAUACCGGAUCAUAAUAAUGAAUGUUGUCCCUUGUUUAAGGGAGUAUUAUUAGUACACCGUAUUUAAUAUGUAGUAUAUAAAGUCUAAAUUGUUAAUGUGUUAACAUAACAAUGCACUGUUAGAGAUAUUAUCUUGUUUACUACCAAAUUCUAAAGUUACGUUAUGUCCUGAUCGUUUUCGAUCGCUCGUCUCUUUAAGAUGGCUUGAUGCGACCCUAGCCUAGGUCUUCACGUACGUAAGCUCAUUUUCAAUUUAGAAAAAUGUUAUUCCUCUAUAGUUUCCUCGAAAUCUUAAAGUACGUACCUUUUGUAAACCAAGUCUGUCUUUUAACAGAGUAUUAUACAGUAGAGUAGUUUCACUGAGUAAAAUAGUAUGAACUUUGAGGGAACUUUACAGAUUUAGAUUUCGCAAAAAAAAAUCAAAAUGAAUGUUAUUUUUCAUUUUGCAUCAUGAACUUUCGGAAAAUAAUUUCUAAUGUAAUGUAUUCGUCCUUUUUAUUAUUUAUAAUUUUAAAGCAUAGAUUAUUACAUUAUAAUUCAAAAAAUAGACGAUUUCUUUAAAAUUAAGGCAGAGUUCGUAUUGUUGUGAGGACCUAGCGCAUUUAUGUAAACGUGUCGCGAAUAUAGUCUGACUAAUAGAGGUGAAAUUUUGAGAGGAGUUGAGAUCACUCGCACAAAAACAAAAGAUAAAACAAAAACCAACAAUUUCAGAUUUCGCAACAUUUUCUCUUCUGAAAGUUUCACCCUCUAUUUUUCAAAUAUCAAAUAACAUAAGCGUCCAAAAGACGCAUAUUUAAAGUUUCUAAACCCUUCUAUUUUUUUGUUUAAAAUUUGCUCAACCGUAUUGUAUUAGGCCAAAAUUAAUUCUUGCAAUAAGGGUUUAUGCCAAUUUCCAUGUUAAAAGGCUCUAUGUUGAUUUUUAAAAUCAGUUUGCUAUUGUUUCAAUUUACUUUUUUUAUAGAUACUUUUUAAAUCAAAUAGCAAUCUAGUAGAGAUACUAUGUAUGGAUGAUUUUAUAACUCAGCAGAGUCAGUUUCGAUAAAAAAAACGUGUACAGAAUAGUGCAUCAAGCAAAAUUCACUGAAAGCCGUAAUAUAAAUCAUUCUACAACAAUUAUUUUCACUAAAUACAUGUUACAGUUACCAUUUGCGAGUGAAACUAUCAGUACUAUAUCCUGAAACAAAGUUUGAAGCUGCAAAAUGUAAUAAAACAAUGUAAUAAACUCCAAAAAUAUUAUUUUUUUCAUAUUUACAUACUUUACUUAACGUAUUUCUUUAAUUUUGGUAACAUUUCAAAGUUUGUCAUGAGGACACAAUUUAAUAGCAUCAAAUUCAAUUUUUUCGAGUGUUUAGUUUUACUCGUGAAUAGUUUGGUAUUUAGAUGUCUAAUAAUAAUUCACUUUGUUGUUACCUACAUACCUAUCACCAGAUAUUGCACUCCCAUGUUGUUAAAUUAGGUAAUGUAUAUAUUGCAGUAAACAUGGUCAUAGCUAAAUGUUUUGUGUACCAUGGGCGACAAUCGUCUAUCUGUUUAUGUUAAUAGGUCAUUAAUAAUUGUAUUACCUUAUAUCUAUAUCUUUGACCACUUUGUCGAUCGCACUUUUAUCGACAUUCUUGUAUAAAUUAGUAUAUCAACAGUAAGCUGGUAAUGGGAGCAUUAUUUCCGAGGUUGUGAGCUUUGCUAUCGGGAAUGAUUUCACUGUAUAAUUAAUGAUAAUGAUUAUUUAAAUAAUUGUAACAUUCAUUUUCACGCACAACCGUGUUGUGUGUUAUUGUAAAAAGGGUUUGCUUCGUUUGUUUUGUAGGUGUAUACUACUUUUUCGUGUAUGUUUAAUCUGUAUUAAUACAGCUCUGUCACAAUAGCAAAGAGUUAUUAAAUCAAUUUACAUUAUUGCAUUUAAAUGUUGUAGUCAUAAGCGUAGAGCAUCCGAAAUCAUAUUAGAUUUCGAUUUAGUAUAUGUUAUAAUUAUAAUAGUCCUGUCCUCCCUUCCGUGUCUUUUUGCUAUUGUUUCAUGGCGCUUCUGAACAACCCAGAUAGUUUAUAGGUAUAUGAAUACAUAUCCUUAUUGAAUACUCAAGUCGAUUUCACUUAUUUCUCUGUAACAUCAGUUGUGCAAUACAUAAUAAUAACAAUCGCUUAGGUAGGUAUUAGGUAUAUUUUGUUUGAAUUUACAUAACGUAAUGCAAAAUCUGUUUUAUUUUAUCGAUAUUUUUACUGAAUACAACGGCGCACCGAUGUGUUUUCUAGGUGUCCCGUGGGAAUUUAAGUCAUAACGUAAAAUUAUUUUUAAGAAGAGGCCGGGCCAAAUAAUGCAUUAAUUUAGGCCUUACAGCGCCUGGGGCAGACAAUUCUGCCCUGUGUAUAAAUGAGUAUUGAUAAUAACAUCUCACUGAAUGAAAUAUUAAUGUUAAUGGACAGUGUUAGAAAAUUGUUAUAAAUUAUUUUGAUGACUGUUCGAAGGUAAUAAAGAGUUGGAUGUCAA